Messenger RNA from Kockovaella imperatae, 612 nucleotides. RefSeq lists its product as hypothetical. The coding region runs from base 1 to 612 and encodes 203 amino acids. The transcript has a single exon. NCBI's taxonomy places the organism in Eukaryota, Fungi, Basidiomycota, Tremellomycetes, Tremellales, Cuniculitremaceae. The record is from RefSeq and is a predicted model, not a curated record.
AUGUCAUCGAGCAAUCAGUCUGGACAACAAACCACCGAACACUCUCAUAGAGCCGAGGCAGACAUUAGUCUUACUUCUGCAGGCGAGAGCGAAGAGUCUCUUCCUUUUGACCUGAGGUUUCUGGGAGACCUUAUGGUUGUGGACAGUCUGGUAACUAGUUUGCCCGAAGAAGAGCUCGAUCAACAGUUCGAGGGUAUUAGGAGAAAGAUGACUGACAGUCUCGACAACAGCAUUGAUGACCUGCAAGCGUUGGACGAAGAGCAGGGCAUUGAAGGCGGCGACGAUGCUGACCAUCAAGUUACUCAGGAAGAGCUGACAGACGCCAUCAUUGCAGUGUUGUCAGAAGUUAUUCCCGAGGUCGCUGCGAGCGUGAGGCGCCGAGUGGCCCAAGCACUCUCCACAGCCGACUUGAAAGCCAGAAUUCUGCACGAAAGAGGCGUUAGAACGAUCGAAGGGGAGAACGCCACAUCGGAUCUGACUACGAAGUUGAUGAACGGGUUGCUCAUAGACGUCGGGAACGACAACAUCGACGACAGAAGUGACACGCAAGAGGCGAAAGAUUCGGUCCAUGCUGGGACGCAAGAUACCCAAGAGGAGGGCGGCACAGCUUAG